UUUGGUAGUGUCGGUCCCGGAAGUGUGGUGUCACCUGUUUCUCUGUUGAGUAAGGAACGAUUGUAAAAGUUUACGGAUAAAUUCAGGACAUGUUUUACUGCGAAACAUUUUUAUAAAAUUAAAAACAUGAAGAAGAGAUUUCACAUCGACCUGGACGAUUCUGCUUUCACUAAAGAAAGAACACCGUUAAAGCCACAGUUUCAGCCUUUAUCCAAAGGACAACAAAACACAACCGCUCCAGCUACGUCUACCACAGAGUCAGUUACAAAAUCAUCUGCGCAGCCCCUCUCCUAUGCAGAUUACAUUGUCCAGAGUAAAACUACAACAGCUGCUGCUCCACAGAGAGAUGCUUACUCUAAACUGGUCAGGGCUGAAGGAGCUGGAAUCAGCAGUUUACAGCCAGUGGAGACUGUGUCGACCCGCAUUUUGGGCUCUGAAACGGUUCAAGACUGUGUUAAAGGGACUGAAGUUCAGCCCGAGGACGUGAAAAGGAAUGAUGAAAAACACGAGACUGCUGCUGAGGAUAGCAGCAGUCUGAAGUCAGAUCCAAGUGUCAUCCAGGGUCCCAAACCAGUGGGAUCUGGGAGCAGCAUUAUAGUCAGUCCUCGACAGAGGGGUAAUCCCAUUCUAAAGUUUGUGAGGAGCGUGCCCUGGGAGUUUGGAGAUGUUGUUCCUGAUUACGUCUUGGGACAGACAACUUGUGCUCUUUUCCUCAGCCUGAGGUAUCACAACCUAAAUCCAAACUACAUCCAUGACCGUUUAAAACAGCUUGGAAGUACAUUCACCUUACGUGUGUUGCUGGUUCAAGUUGAUGUGAAGGAUCCUCAUUACGCUUUAAAGGAACUGGCUCGCAUCUGUGUCAUGGCCGACUGCACUCUUAUCUUGGCUUGGAGUCCAGAAGAAGCAGGACGUUACCUUGAAACAUACAAGUCAUAUGAGAAGAAGCCAGCAGAUCUUCUGAAGGAGCAAGUAGAAAAAGACUAUCUAUCAAAGGUUACAGAUUGCCUGACUACUGUGAAGUCUAUAAACAAAACCGAUGCCAUAACCUUGCUAUCCACUUUUUCUACUGUAGAGGGAAUCAUCAAUGCCUCUAAAGAAGACUUGGUUCUCUGUCCGGGCCUCGGACCACAAAAGGCGAAGCGUCUUUAUGAUGUCCUACAUAAACCUUUUCUGAAGUCAAGAACAAACAACAGCUGACAUGGAAAGAAUUGAAGAAAGGAAAGUUGUCCCAUUGAACAACCUUCACUACCACACAAUUUAAAGUACUUAAUUACAAGCUCAAAAUAUUUUGAUUAAAAAAAAUACAUGAACCAUUUUAUGCUGUUUUAUGUUUUGGGGACUAUGUUUUUUUUUACAGUAAUAAAUGUUAUUUUUUUACAGUAUAUUCUCCCCUUUGUGUAUUUAUUACUGAUGUAGCACCAUAAAAAAACUAUUUGGCCUCUU
This is a messenger RNA of Poecilia latipinna (sailfin molly), 1443 nucleotides long. RefSeq names its product excision repair cross-complementation group 1 (gene ercc1). Gene Ontology annotation, cellular component: nucleus; nucleotide-excision repair factor 1 complex; ERCC4-ERCC1 complex. Gene Ontology annotation, molecular function: single-stranded DNA binding; damaged DNA binding. The transcript is spliced from 9 exons. The record is from RefSeq and is a predicted model, not a curated record. NCBI's taxonomy places the organism in Eukaryota, Metazoa, Chordata, Actinopteri, Cyprinodontiformes, Poeciliidae. Gene Ontology annotation, biological process: UV-damage excision repair; mitotic recombination. Bases 127 to 1197 code for a protein of 356 amino acids.